CUUCUUAUUCCUGACUCUCUCCCUCACUCUCACUCUCUCCCUCACUGAUCUCUCCCUCCCUCAGUCUCACUCUCUCCCUCACUGAUCUCUCCCUCCCUCUCUCAAAUGGGGUCACCUCCUCCACUCCAAGAGCAUAUUCCUAUCUCGGCGUUUUUGAUAGCAAUUGGCGUGCUUACAGCCUUUUUUAUUAUUUUGGUUAUUUUUGCUCGACUUUUUAGGCUUCGUCAACGACAAGCCGUUGCUCGGAUAAUCCGAGAGAGAGUCAGUGAGUCAACAUUUGACUCAUCUGCCUCUCCACACGCACAAAUUCAAUGUGCGAUUUGUGUCUACGAGUUUAAAACCGGAGACACACUUCAUAGUUUGCCAUGCGGACAUGCACUUCAUAAGCAAUGCAUGUUCGAUUUUAUUUUAAAAUCUGCUCAUGUUUGCCCAAAUUGUAGGGCAACAUUUUGAGAUACUAUUUGUAUUUGAAUGCUUGGU
Messenger RNA from Vicia villosa (hairy vetch), 480 nucleotides. RefSeq lists its product as uncharacterized. The record is from RefSeq and is a predicted model, not a curated record. The coding region runs from base 106 to 453 and encodes 115 amino acids. The transcript is spliced from 2 exons. Lineage: Eukaryota; Viridiplantae; Streptophyta; Magnoliopsida; Fabales; Fabaceae.